GCAGGUUGGGUUGAGCGGUCCACAAGGGGACCGUGGACAGCUCCCGUCUGAGGGGCAGAGCACCACAGGAGGAGGAGAGGGCUGGACAUGGGGGAGCCGCCGCACAGGCCCGUAUGAUCGAGAUCAACACGAUUUGGAUGUGCAGCCACCGGGGAAGAGAAACACAAAGAGAGCAGAGCGGAGAGGCCAUCGGAGGACGGGGAAGAGAAGCGAGGAAGUGAAGGGGAAAAGGGGGGAUACGGCUCCUGACCCAUCCCGGCGCAUCAGGGCGGAGAGGAGGAGAGGAGAGGAGAGGAGCGAAGAAGGAGACAUAUUUCCGCUCGACCUGAUGGACUGACGACAGAUGAAUGAAGACUGCCUACACUAACGCCUAUCGAUGCCUGGCCAAGGACCUGGACGCGUACGCCAUGAAUCCGGACAUGACAAUGGACGGCAUCGGCAGCCUGCACGGCGGGGUGGCGGUGAGCUCCGUGGCCCCUGACGUGGAGCUGAUGAGCGGCCACAGCCCUCACCACGGCCGCGGGAGCUCCUCGGGGGCGGUGGGGGGCCACGGGGCGGCGGCAGCGGCUGCCCUGCGGAUACACCAGGACCUGGCCGCCGCUGCCGCGUCAUCCCGCUCGGCCAUGGUGUCCGGCAUGGCCAGCAUACUGGACGGCAGCGGGGAGUACCGUCCGGAUCUGUCCCUGCCGCUGCACCACGCCAUGAGCGUGCCCUGCGACACGUCCUCUCCCGGGAUGGGGAUGAGCGGCACUUAUACCACCUUAACCCCGCUGCAGCCGCUCCCCCCCAUCUCCACCGUGUCCGACAAGUUCCAUCACCACCACCAUCACCAGCGGCUUUCCGGCAACGUCAGCGGCAGCUUCACUCUGAUGCGCGACGAGCGCGGGCUGCCGGGCAUGAACAACCUGUACAACCCCUACCACAAGGAUCCCAUGUCCGGGAUGGGUCAGAGUCUCUCCCCGGUGCUCGGUAACGGCCUGGGCUCUCUCCACAACACCCAGCAGGGUCUCCACAACUACGGCACCGCGACGCACGGAGGUCACGACAAGAUGCUCAACUUCGACCCCACCGCCUCUAUGCUCACCAGAGCGGACCACCACCACCAGCACCGAGGCCUCGGCGGCCCGGCGGGCGGCAUCUUGCCGCACCUGAACGGGAUGCACCACCCGGGACAUGCGGUGUCGUCGGCGGGACAGCACCCCCACCCUCACCUCCACUCUCCGUCCCAUGGGCCCGUGUUGGCUUCCACCAGGGAAAGACCGCCCUCCUCCUCCGGGACGCAGGGGGGCAACAGUUCGGGGCAGCUGGAGGAGAUCAACACCAAGGAGGUGGCGCAGAGGAUCACGGCCGAGCUGAAAAGGUACAGCAUUCCCCAGGCCAUCUUCGCCCAGAGGGUCCUGUGUCGCUCCCAGGGGACCCUGUCGGACCUGCUGAGGAACCCCAAACCCUGGAGUAAACUAAAGUCGGGCAGGGAGACCUUCAGGCGGAUGUGGAAGUGGCUGCAGGAGCCUGAGUUCCAGAGGAUGUCGGCUCUCAGAUUGGCAGCGUGCAAGCGGAAGGAGCAGGACACGGCGAAGGAGCGCAACAACACACCAAAGAAAUCCCGGUUGGUCUUCACCGACCUGCAGAGGCGAACGCUGCUGGCCAUCUUCAAAGAAAACAAGCGGCCUUCCAAAGAGAUGCAGCUCACCAUUUCGCAGCAGCUGGGCCUCGAACUCACCACCGUCAGCAAUUUCUUCAUGAACGCCCGCCGCCGGAGCCUGGACAAAUGGACAGACGACGGAGCCAGCCCCGGCGCCCAAUCUUCAGCGUCCAGCACUUGUACCAAAGCGUGAUGAUCGGCGGCGGGGUUGGUGACGGGGAUGAGGGGUAGGCUAAAGGUCGGGGUGGGGGGGGGUUGCGAGAUGAAGGGCGCGGGUCCAGGUUUAGCCUGAUCCAAACCGGGAAAACCAAACCUUUUACGUUACUUUGUUUUGUUUGUCUGUUUGUCAAUGGUGACAAAUUGAGAGAGGGGCUGCUCACUGUGACGACUUGUACCCAAAACCGCCUUUUGCAAACUCAUCACAAAUCCAUUCCUAGAAGCUGAAGGCUAAGCUCUGCCAGAGAGCAAAACUAUACUUUAACAAAAAAAAAAAAAGAAAAAAAAAGAAAAAGAAAAAAAGGCUUCACCGCUGGUGUCUCAUUUGGGACAACUGACACACUAGCCUAAAUACCAAAGACGAGAGGACAAUAUGUUUUCUAUUAUGCAAUAUAAGCUAGGAACCAACCGACGGACUAUCCAACGAAAGCUUUAUGACUACAGAAUGUGCAAAGAAUGACUGGACAUUUCGUCCCAUGUCCAAAACCGAGGUUACUUCUCACCAAAACCAAAGAGUACGCAAUGACUUCUCACCAAUGAAAACAUCAAACUCCAUUCUUCUUCUUAUUUAUUUAUUUAUUUAUUCACGUUUGGCACCAAGUCACAGAAAUUCACAUUCUGAUGUCACCCUUCGAGUUCAAUUCCAGCGACAGAAAAAGUCAUUUCCCCUCGGGAACGGCGUCGCAACGCAUGCUAUCGUUUUUGAACUUGACGAGCGUCGCCAGCGAGCUCCGAUCUGAACCAAAGACCACAAAGGAGG
Molecule: messenger RNA, 2618 nt
Organism: Hippocampus comes (tiger tail seahorse)
Lineage: Eukaryota; Metazoa; Chordata; Actinopteri; Syngnathiformes; Syngnathidae
Gene: onecut2
Product: one cut homeobox 2
Exons: 2
Coding region: 348-1835 (495 amino acids)
Biological process (GO): regulation of transcription by RNA polymerase II
Cellular component (GO): nucleus
Molecular function (GO): RNA polymerase II cis-regulatory region sequence-specific DNA binding; DNA-binding transcription factor activity, RNA polymerase II-specific
Source: RefSeq, a predicted model, not a curated record